This is a messenger RNA of Biomphalaria glabrata, 4290 nucleotides long. RefSeq lists its product as uncharacterized. The transcript is spliced from 6 exons. Gene Ontology annotation, cellular component: cytoplasm; nucleus. The coding region runs from base 392 to 2563 and encodes 723 amino acids. Gene Ontology annotation, biological process: regulation of RNA splicing. The record is from RefSeq and is a predicted model, not a curated record. Lineage: Eukaryota; Metazoa; Mollusca; Gastropoda; Planorbidae. Gene Ontology annotation, molecular function: protein binding.
UGACAAGUUUGGUGAUGUGUUUUUUUUUUUUUCCUUCUUAGGUAUUUGAACCUCUCGAGGUUUUAGAGUUAGGUUUGAAGUUGGGGCUUUAAUGGAGAAGUAAUUGAAACGAAUAGUGAUUCUAUUUUUUGUUUUGUUUUCCUUCAAAUCUACACGCAAGGCUAGCAUUGUGUUCUUUCGUUUCAUUUCCUUUGGAUUAUGUAAUUUUAAAUACCCGACGUGUGUUGAUUCCUAGUUUCAAAUUGGAGUAAUGUUUCUUACAUUCACAACUAGAGGAUAACGAAGCAGUUGGAUACUAAUGCAGGGAAUCGACGUUUGUUUGAAAUGGCAAGGUGAAGGACGCAGCGUGUAUCGAUACUGACCCAAUUGUUUUGUUUACGUUGUGGAUAGAAUGCAGGCGAGUGUGGUGCUGGGGACCUGGGUUCUUCUCCUGGGUCAGGUGAUCCCUGUCUUUGGAGAGUGUGACCCCAGUCACGCCGUGGUGGCCGUGGCCAGUGUCCUGUCCACUUUGGGCUUCGUCAUGAUCGUCCUGGCCGUGGCCUACCUUGUAGUGAGGAGAAGACGAGCAGUAACUCGCAGUUUAAAAUUUGGUGACGUCAGAGACAAAGAAGGUCACGUGAACAGUGCAUUCGUUAAUGACGGCUAUCAUGAUACAGGUGGGACGUUACGGGGAGAGAACUCUCUGCACACCAAAAAUGCGAUGUCGGGGCUUAGCAACGAAAAGACAUGGAGCUCUCUACCAAGAAAAGAUAAAUUUAUACGACUGAGUAAAGAAGGCUCUUACAGUUCCUUGAACGGAAACUACAGUAGCACGGACCCUGAAGUCAUCAGCGUGACGCUGGAGAGCCAGGACAUCAUAGGACUUGGCUUCAACAUUUGUGGUGGAUUUAAUGAUGGCAUCCAGGUCAGCGAGGUCAACAGUCGCGGUCCAGCCAAAGAAAAUGGAAACAUUAAAGUGGGGGACAGAAUCCUGAGUGUCACUGUUUGCUAUGAACACAUUGUUUAUGAAGACGCUCUCACCAUUCUCAGCUACGCCUCUCCCUACCCCGUUAAAAUACGGCUCCAAAAAUCCACCGGGGAAAACAUUAAAAAAUUUGACGGCAAGAGAAUUAAAGUUGGCAGUAGACGUCUCAGCCAUCCUUUAUUCAGAAGUCGCUCUCUGGAGGCAGUCAAGUCAUCUGGCCACAAGGAAGCACCAUCCAGGUCGUCCCACCCCAAGCGCACGCAGAGCGACUUGAAGUCUGGCCACAAGCUUUUGAAGUGGCCAGGUAAGCAUUCCCGAAAAGAAAAAAGCAGCCCUACCAAAGAAGAUCCCGCGUCAUUUAAAUGGCCGGCUAGUAAGCAAAUUAAUGUCGAUAUUGAACAUUCCAAAAACUCCGAUAAGGAGCUAGGAGUCCGACUUUCUCGGAUACAGGAUACUUUUAACUCAGACAACGAAGAAGAUGACCAGUUCUCCCUGGUCAAGCAGCCUGCCUCGCAAUCGGAUAAAAAACUGGCCACUUCGAGCACGAGCAGUGCCGACUCCUGCAAUCCUAAAGUAGCUCCGGACAAACCCGAGCGCAAAAAUCGGAGAAAAAGUGAUGUGCCAUUCAGUCCCAAGGAAGUGCCAGUGUUGGAUGCCAUGGAAGCAACAAACACUAAUACCCUCUCUUUCACACCUCCUUCAAGUGAGAGCGUCAACGCCAAAGUCAUAGAAGAACUCAUUGUACCCAAGACGAUACAGCGGGCAGACAUUGGCAAAGAAGAUGAGCAGAAACCUGAAGCUGAUAAGAGGGACAUCAAAGGAGCUUUAGACAUUCUCAGGAAGUUUGCCUUUAAGGAUGACCAGGGCCCCAUUCGAUCGCCGUCCCCUGACGCGGAACCUGUAGAGGAGGAGAUUAUAUUACCAGAAACAAAGUCUGGUCAUGGCUUGUUGACUGCCGCUCCCAUUGUUGACAUGGAUUCUUCCAAUAACAAUGUUAAACUUUCUACAGACAGCAACAAACCAAAGACUUUGAACGAUGAAAUUCUGGAGAUGAUUAUCGCAAUGAAUUCUUUCCCCCCAGGCACUCAGGGCUACGCUGGUUUAACGGCUGGUGGGCAGCAAGGCGGAGUGGUUGACGAUUUCAUCCCAAACAAUCUCGGCUUUGUGCCUCAACCUGUCCCCAAGUCGGCCAUGUCCAAACAUUUGAAUGACACACAGCCUCAGAGCGAGUCAGAGACUUCCGUCAGAGUCACGAGUCCGGUUUUAAACAACGCCAGAAGUGUGGCCUAUGAGAUCAGGGACGAUCUCGUGACUGGGCAACCGUUCGCCGUGGAGAUCAACAAACAGAAGCAAUACAAAACCGGGAACAGCAGACCCAUUGUCCGCAGCGCGAGCGACCAGGUGAUGCACGAUCAGACUCGAGUCUCACCCCUCCACACGUCUUUUAGCUUCGAUGCCAGCACCGGGCACCCGCUGCCUACAUUUGAUAACGCCACUUGGAGCAUGGACAUUGGCGACGAGCUGUCUGACAGUGGCAACUGGACUGGUCACAAACUGAAGCGUACAGAUUCUUUUGAGAACAUUUACAUCAAUGAGUAAAGGAACACCGUAUCAAAGACUACAGAGAGUUUCUAUUGAUAUUAGAUUUAACCUAAUUAAAGUAAAUACAAAGACCUUCCUCAGGGAAAAAAACCAGUGUGCAUUAGGCAAUGACUCUUAACUCUUUCUCUCCUAACUGACGAUACCAGCGUUGACUCCACCAGAAUGUGGUAAACAAUUACGGAGAGAAAGAGUUAAAACUGCUUAUCCUUGGGUCCGUGAGUGCUGUCUUUACGUAAGGCGCAGCACUGGCGCAAUAUUUAUUUGAAGGAAUGUAUGAGCCAAAUGAUAUCAGUGCCACAUUGAAUAUAUCAUUAGUUACAUUUUUGUUUUCACCUUUUUUGUUAAAGAAACCUGGCUCAAUAAUAACAGAGGCCACAAUCCAAAUAUUGUAGUCCGAAAUUAUACUUUAUUUAAUCUGUUUGAAUGGUGUGGCCAAUAUUACAAGGUAUUCGUAGCUUGCAAAGACCUUCCUUCAGGGAACAGUACCAGAAAAAAAAGAAGAGGCAGACAGAGAAAGCGAUGGGAAGACAACAUAAAAGAAUGGACGGGCCUGUCAUUGAAAUAGGUUUUAUCCAAGGCAAAAGACAUAGAGGAAUGGAGAAUGACGGUUGUCAAAUCUUGUGUGGUGCCCCAACGGUCCAACAUACUAAGGGAUAGAUGAAAGUGAAAUGAUGGGGAUGUCUGGGCCCUUUUUUAUUGUAUGUAAAUUAUAAAAAUAUCAUUAUGUUUUCGCACUUUUGAUCAAACAUUGUACAUAUCAAAUUAAAUUCAUAUGUAAUUUAUUACGAACAUAUUUGUGGGCGGUGAUAUUGUACAUACACACAUAUAUAUCUGGGUGAUAACUUAUUCUAUUUAUCUCACUUUUGUCUGUGUUGACUUUAUCAAUAUCACUAUAUACAUAUAUACAUUUAUAAGACUGUGGUAAAGUAUUUAUUUUUAAUAUCAAACAUACAUUUGACCCAUAUAUCAAUUAUUGUACCGUAUAUGUUUAUUUAUUUUCACGCCAGAAUGUUUAAACCACUACAUAAUCUCGUUUACUUUGUCUUAAUUAUUUUUAAUUAUAAUGCUUUAAAAAAAAAUAGCAACUAACUUGUCUAAUGCUUAGUUGCAGAAACCGGAAUCCCUAAGUUUAAUCUAGGUUUAAUCUCAGGCAGACAGUGAUUUUUCAGUUCGGGAGUUAAGAAAGUUCUAACCCCAUUGAGUGUUAAAGCCUCCAAGCCGUAAGAGUACCUGACAUUUGAUGUCAUCAGUGAAAGGGGUUGUUUAGUUGAUAAGAUAUUCGCAUCAACCAAUGGUCAGGGCAACUCAAUAUCAACUUCACUUAAAAUUCCAACCAAAAUAAAGUUAACUGAAAAUUCGGUAGUUGAAUAGCAAAAAAAAAAAAGCUUGUGGUGUUACUUCAAUGGGGCGUGACAAAUGGUUCUACAUUAAUUCACAGGCCUGUGUUUGGGUCACUGUGCAUCAUUUAUAAUUGUAUUCAUAUUUCUUGUACUAAAGCCUGCUUAUACAUUUAUAGCUUUAAUUUAAGAAACAAGAAACAAAAAAAACAAGGGGGGGGGGAUCUCGUCUGCGAAGAAAUCAUCUGAAUAAUUGUAGUUUUAAACUUACUGACCUAUAUCGUCCCCCGCCGUUCGGCAUUGGGCGGCAAGCUGUCUCCAUGGAGAUCUGUUUGUAUCAAACAGUUUAACAAAAGAAAAAAUGUUUCACACAUGUAGGAAAUACAU